AUCAAAGGGCUGAUAGCUAUUCAUCAUCAUCAUCAUCAUCAUCAAAAUCUUGCACCUUUUUUCUGCUUUAAUUAUAUAUCUUAUUGGAUUGUGUUAUUUUUUGUUAUGGGUUUGAGUUCCAAGCAGGUUUCAAGGAGUAGUAGUGGACUUGAUUGGAACCAAGCCUUAUUGGAAUCACAGAAAUUGGAGCUUCCAAUUCCAAAGCCUCAUCAUAUUAUGAAGAAACAACAACAGAAUCAAUCAUCAUCGUCAUCAUCAGAGCCAAUGAAGUGUCCAAGAUGUGAAUCUACCAACACAAAGUUCUGUUACUACAACAAUUACAACAAGUCUCAGCCUCGCUAUUUAUGUAGAACUUGCAAGAGGCACUGGACCAAAGGUGGAACUUUGCGCAAUGUUCCAGUUGGUGGUGGAAGAAAGAACAAAAGGGUCAAAAAAUCAACCGCCACUGCAACCGCCACAGCCACCGCCACCACCUCUACUUGCACCACAAGCAUCAGAAUUCAAGCUCCUUCUCUUGCAAUGGAUGAUCACAAAAACAUAGCUUCUCCUUCUCCUUCUUCUUCUUCUUCCCUCUAUCAAGGUCUGAUUCGUCCACCACCUUUCCUACUACAUCAGAAUCUGAUGAAUAAUAUUAUUACCAGAGGCAUAACAUCAGAAACUAAAGGUUAUGGUAUUGGUAUUGGUAUUGGUAAUAAUAACAAUAAUACCAAUGGCAUCUUUCUUGGUUCAUCAGCUUUGUCUCUUCCUCAGAAUCAAGGCUUGCUUAUCCCCUUCUCAACUGCAUCAAGCUCUAAUUUUGACACAAACCCAUGUUUAGUUUCAGUUUCAACCUCUUUGCAAUCCGCCAAUGUUUAUAAUAACUGUGGUGGUGAAGAGUUUAAAGCAAUAGAGGAACCAAGCAUGCACAGCAUAAUGGCUACCACUACUUCUACACAACCAUGGGAGAUACCAGCAGCAACAAUGGAAAUGUCAAACUAUUGGGGUUGGGAGGACAUUGAUUCUUUGGUCUCUACUGAUCCGAACAAUAAUCAUCCUUGGGAUGAUUCUGAUGAUAUCAAACCCUGAGAGACCAAAAAAGAAAAUAAGAUCAACUACAGAUGCAGCAACAUGACACAUGGCAGUGGUGUUCAUAGAUUAGUUAGUUUUGUUUUAUUUGAUUUAAUUGGGGGUGUUUUUUUUAUUAUUUUUAAUUUUGUGUUUCCUUACAGAUUAGUGAGUGUUCUUGUUUUUCAGAUGGAGUGAUUAUUAUUGUUACAAAGAGCAGUAUUUUGGAGCUGUUAUGUUUUAGCUUCAGCUCCAGGCUUUCAAAAAUUGGAUCCCAAUUUAUUAGAUGUAACCCACUUUGAUUAUUUCUCCCUCUUUGUUCUUUAUCUCUCUGAUCUGAUCUCUACCAUUUUCUCUCUAGUCUCUAAAUAAAUAAAUAAAAUGGUGUGCCAUAUACUGAUGUUGUAUCUAGAGAAUUCAACUAUAGAG
Molecule: messenger RNA, 1473 nt
Organism: Arachis duranensis
Lineage: Eukaryota; Viridiplantae; Streptophyta; Magnoliopsida; Fabales; Fabaceae
Product: dof zinc finger protein DOF1.4
Exons: 1
Coding region: 106-1065 (319 amino acids)
Biological process (GO): regulation of DNA-templated transcription
Molecular function (GO): DNA binding; DNA-binding transcription factor activity
Source: RefSeq, a predicted model, not a curated record